UUUCAAGUAUUCCAUAAUGUCCAUCCAGAUGUAUUCGCUGGAUUAGACUUUGACAGACGUAUGUUUGUCGUCUUAGACGGUUUGAACAAUCAGCGUUACGGUUUAUUGAGGCAACAAUAUGAUGUCUGGAGAUUUGCCGCUGAACAUCAACAUUAAGGAGCCGCGAUGGGACCAGAGUACAUUUAUGGGCAGAGCCCAGCAUUUCUUUAUGGUGACCGACCCAAGAAACGUGCUUCUGUCAAGUGAGGUUCUGGAGGAUGCCAGAGUCACUAUAGAGAAUUACAGGCAGGGUAUUGUGCAACCUGGGCUAACAGAAGAUCAGCUAUGGAGGGCCAAAUACAUCUACGACUCUGCCUUCCACCCAGACACAGGCGAGAAGAUGCUUCUGAUUGGCCGCAUGUCUGCGCAAGUGCCCAUGAACAUGACCAUCACAGGUUGUAUGCUCACAUUCUAUAGGACAACUCCGGCAGUUGUGUUCUGGCAGUGGGUCAACCAGUCUUUCAAUGCCAUUGUCAACUACACAAACCGCAGUGGAGAUGCACCAAUCACCAUGAAUCAGCUUGGAGCAGCAUACGUAAGUGCUACCACAGGGGCUGUAAUUACUGCUCUUGGCCUCAAGUCCCUAACCAAGCACCUGCCAGCUAUCGUGGCCCGCUUCGUUCCAUUUGCUGCAGUGGCAGCAGCAAACUGCAUCAACAUUCCCUUCAUGAGACAAAGAGAACUCAAAUAUGGAAUUCCCAUCACUGAUGAGGAGGGUAAUCGCCUGGGGGAGUCUGCCAGCGCAGCUCAGCAGGCCAUUGUUCAGGUGGUGGUGUCUCGAAUCGGCAUGGCUGUGCCAGCCAUGGCUAUUCCCCCUGUUAUAAUGAAUGCCUUAGAGAAGAAGGCCUUCAUGAAGCGUUUCCCAGUGCUCAAUGCUCCAGUGCAGGUUGGCCUCGUUGGGUUAUGUCUGGUGUUUGCUACUCCGCUGUGCUGUGCUCUUUUCCCACAGAAGAGUUCCAUGAAGGUGAGCAGUCUGGAGCCUGAGCUACAGGAGCGCAUACGACAGAGCAAUCCUAAGACCACCACUGUUUACUUCAACAAGGGCCUGUAAAUGCCUCUCCAAGCCAAGGCUGAUGCAUCCUGCUCAAAGGGAUGUUAGUGGGCACAGUAUGAAGAAUAAAUAUAUUUAUAUUUUUGAUUUUUGUUUCCUGUUUAAAGUAACUGCAUAUGUAUUUGCUUUGCUAUAUUUUCUCACAUCUGCCUUCCCUCAUGUUGAUAUGCAAUCCUGAGUAAAUUUCUGUACAACAGAGUAUCACUGAGCUGCCUAGUAUGAUCUGGUACAGUGGGGUUAUGGUUAUGGGUUAUGAGGAAAAGGGUUUGUUGAUGUUAUUGCAGCUCUGAUGGAAAUGACCACAUAUGUUUAUUAAGUAAUCUAUUGUGCUUUCCUAUGCACUGUCCCAAAUUGUUAAUGAAUUUAUUUAUCAUUAUUUAUUUUUCUUUAUGGUAGAAAAUUUGAGCAAUGUAUUUUGUUCUUUUUUUUGCUUGAAACAGCUAAACAUCUGUCCAUUGUUUCUGCUAGAUCAAGAACAGAAUGCUAGAAUACUCUUCCAAACACACAACUGUUCAGGAAGUCAACUUUGAAUCAUAACAUUUACCACUUUAACACUGUAAAUGAUUGAUUGCAUCGAAUACAUCCCCAUAGGUGCCAGUAAACUGCACUUGACACCUAGGGUUCUUGCAUUUUGACACUCCAGUGGGUAUAGCAGGUAGACACUUGUCUGCACAUGCAAACAUGCACACUUUUAGGUAACUCAUGGGUCCAUAAUAUGCUGAUUUCUAAUGUUUGAAAUCAGCAUCUAUAUGUAAGCCUUAUGUGGAUUUCAACCAUUUAAGUUUCUCAGUGGAGAAAAUGUAUAGCCAUUGAAAAAUAUGCUGUUGGUGUAACAACAAUGAUAUUGUAUGUUGUUGAUGUAGCAAUAUCUAUGCUGAUACAUUUUCCCUUUAGUAACCUUUGUGUUUUCAAUAAGCAUUUCUUUUUAUAGUCAGUUGCAUAAAAAGGGCAUAUUCUGUUAGUUAUAUCAUAGACAGUGCAAUAAGAAGUAACCAUUGUUGGUGAAUGACUGUAUGGAGUACAGUGGCAUUUUAUGUCACUUAAACACUUAUUUACUGCAGUUAAGUAGUAUUCAUGUUUCCAUUUAAGAUAUAAUUGCGUAUUGUACAUUUAUAUGAUGUAUAAAACACAAAUAGCUGCUUAUCUUACAUAUAAAUGUAUAUCUGUUUAUCUAUAUUAGACUUACCCCAUGUGCUCACUCAUCCAUUAGUGCUGACAUAAGCCAUAAUGGAUGCAACUGAAAAUUAUUUUUUGUGGAAUAAUAUUGUACUAAAUAUGGGCUUAGUAGUAAGUCUGUCAUGUAAAUUUUUAAUGCAUCUAAAAAUCUCAUUAUAGUUUGAGCAUUUAUGAUCAAUUCAUGAAGUAUUGUGAAGUAACUGUGUUUUUGUGAGCUGUUUCUGUGUAUGAAUUCAAUCUACCUUGCAGUGUUUCUUUUUGCCUUACCACUUGAAACACUAGGUCUAUGACUUUUGAAAGAGGGUUUUAAGAAACAUGUGCUCUUUAUGACCACACAGUGGCAGUAGUAGUUCUUGUAUCAAUUGUGCUGUAUAUUAUGCAAACAUGACCUUUUAUGAAUUUUCAGGUACUGUCAUGUGAUAUUCAUACAUUAAGAUACAUGUUAAAUGCACAAUAGGUGUGCAACUACUUCUAAUCAUAAAUGUUAUUUUAAAUGGGAAAAGCAAAGAUCAAUUUAAUAGAUUAACUGCAUAUCAUGACAUUGUUAAGAAAUGUACGUGAGUGCAGUGUUACAGUUUUGACUGAAGUGUUUUAGAUGAACAAAUACACUUACCUUCAGCACCUUCUAUGUGGACAAAUUCACAAUCUUGUAUGUUACUGAACCAUCGCGAAUAAAGCUUUGGCACAAAUUAUCAAUACCAUAACAUAAUGUGAGAGAUCCAACAGUCUAACAAAUGAAUACUGACCCUUUUAGCCCAUGUAUUCUUUUUUCUUUUACAAAGAAGAGUGGUGUAAUUUGAAAAACUCAAAAUGCAUUUUGUAUUCCUGCACAUUAAAAUGUCAAUAUACUGAUACUGGGAUAAAUGGUUACAAUAUGGGAAACAACAUUUUCUUUCCAAAUAAGUUUUUCUGAUGAGUUCAUGAUAGCAAUCAUUUAAGGCACCUUUUCUUAUAUUCAGUUCUAAAGAUCUUGUUUAACCAGUGAGCUUUCCUUAAUAGCUUCAACAUUUUUUCUCAAUUUUCAAAGCAUAAAUGUCCCAUAAAGGUAGCAGAUACAUUUACCACUUUACCCAAUCUGCUAUAGACUUUGGAUAUAAAUAUGAAAAAAAUGGGAAAAUAAGGCAUAAAUUUUCAAAUGCAUGAUAGCAGAAGUUAGUUUAAAACUAAUUUAUUUGUAACUAUAUUUGUAUGAUUGUUUCUUGCUGUGGACUAUGAUGGUAAUUUUAAGCGUUUCUUUAAACAUAGCCAGCACAAUAAUGAGCUUUGGUUAAGCAAUGGGGGAUGCUUAACCAAAUAAUAUAAAUUAAAUAUUGAAUAAUUAUGUUAAAUAGCAAAACUUGGGGAAAGACACUGCUUUUGUGACACUAGGUGCUAUGUUCUGAUCAAGAAUGUAUAUGAGCACUUGCCAAAGAGCACAGAAUGUCUAGAAAAGAGCACAAUAAGUGAACUCACUCCUCAAUCAGUUCUUAAGAUAUUGUAUAGUACAUUGCUGCACCAUGUCUCUUCUCAUGUAUUUUGUCCUCAAUUUUAUGGUCGUGUAUUUAUUUAUGGCAUAAUAAAAGUAUGAAACUAACAUGGGCAGGCUUAUUUUAAUGGUUUACUUUAGGAUACUAUUCAAUUCUGCAUGCCUUUUGAUAGUAUUGUCAAGCUAUUUUUUGUUGGUGAAAUCAAGCAUAAACUAUUUCAGAGUAUUUACAAUAUAUACUAUAUUUAAAUUACAAAAACAUUACGUUUCUGGAAAGGUAUGAAGAAUGAUCUUGUCUAUUACCAAAACUAAUAAAGUGCUAGAGACAUAAAUGCACUGUGCAUUGACUUGAUACAGCCAAUACAGCUAUCAUCACUGUACCAGGAAAGCUACUUUAUACUUUAUAUAAAUUUGGUCUCCAUUUAGUUAACAGACUUGACAGCUUCCAAUUGGUAGUAUACUGCAAAUACCCAUUGUCCUUUGUACAGUCACACCUCACACUUAAUUCUUUGAAGUAAAAUUACAUGUAGUAUGCAACAUAUGAAUAUAUAAAUGUAUACAUGAAAUCAACUGACUAGAAAGAAUUUGAUAAAAUUCUUUAUAGUGAAAAACUUGUUUCUUCCAGUGAUCAAAAUCUGAACUUGGGUUAAAGAGCUGUCCUCUGAAAUAGCACAGACCUCAUUAAGACAAGUUAAAAGUCUUUCAAACACAAAACAUGAAAUAUAAAGAACUCAGAAUAUCAGAUUUCAGUAACUUGCUUUUUAUGGUACAUGGUAAACCCCAUCUGCUUCUGGACCUUGGGCCGUCCACUAACCAAAACCUGUUGAGCAGGAAAGCGUGUGUAAAAGCAUCAAAUCUGCUCUCUCACUGGGGAGUUUUGAGUUAGAUUGUCAUUAAAAA
Molecule: messenger RNA, 4631 nt
Organism: Electrophorus electricus (electric eel)
Lineage: Eukaryota; Metazoa; Chordata; Actinopteri; Gymnotiformes; Gymnotidae
Gene: sfxn3
Product: sideroflexin 3
Biological process (GO): monoatomic ion transport; serine import into mitochondrion
Cellular component (GO): mitochondrial inner membrane
Molecular function (GO): monoatomic ion transmembrane transporter activity
Source: RefSeq, a predicted model, not a curated record